AAUUAUUUCAUGACUGCAGAAGUUUGAUACUUUUUUCCAGAGACUAACAAAAAAAUAUUAUGCAAGCUACAUAUUCUUAAUGGAAAAUUGUUUCUGUCAGACUACGAGAACCAUGAGGAAAAAAUCUUCCCUCCAAAAUAUGGCAAGAAGAGAGAGUGGAUGUUUUCAUCUGAGUAAAACAAAGCAUGUUGUUGCAAAGGUUAUUAUUCCAUUGGCAGAGAAGGAAGAGUGUAAGAAAAGCUCUACCUACUUCUGCAGCCAUCUUUUCCUCCUAUUCCCUGAAUUACUAACUACAUACCCUUCACUGAAAACUGAAGUAAAGGUAUCUCUACAAACAACAGAAAAAGGAGGCCCAUCUACCAUCAUGUAUCCAAUAUGUCAGCAGCAUCUACCAAAAAAGAUCUGGCUGCCAACUAUAAUGGAAGUGGGAGAAGAGGAGGAAAAUACUGAAGAAACACAGGCUACAAUGUCAGAGUCAUUUAAUGAUAUAAGUGGUUUUAUCUUUGGUUAG
Messenger RNA from Schistocerca gregaria, 511 nucleotides. RefSeq lists its product as uncharacterized. NCBI's taxonomy places the organism in Eukaryota, Metazoa, Arthropoda, Insecta, Orthoptera, Acrididae. Bases 80 to 511 code for a protein of 143 amino acids. The transcript has 4 exons. The record is from RefSeq and is a predicted model, not a curated record.